Molecule: messenger RNA, 144 nt
Organism: Lathyrus sativus (Indian pea)
Lineage: Eukaryota; Viridiplantae; Streptophyta; Magnoliopsida; Fabales; Fabaceae
Source: the annotation of a GenBank genome assembly
AUGAUUUACGACGUUAACUCUCCUCUUUUCCGAUCCUUUCUCAGCCAGAAGGGAGGUUCCUCCGAUAAGAGGAAAAACGAGGAGCAGAAGCCUAAAGAACAAAGAUUCAAAGCCAAUGAGAACAAGCCUGUUAUGACAGAGUGA